Molecule: messenger RNA, 1752 nt
Organism: Branchiostoma floridae (Florida lancelet)
Lineage: Eukaryota; Metazoa; Chordata; Leptocardii; Amphioxiformes; Branchiostomatidae
Exons: 2
Coding region: 238-1110 (290 amino acids)
Source: RefSeq, a predicted model, not a curated record
UGACGUAAUGUUUGAAUCCGACAACAAAGGGACAAUCACGUCUAAAUAGAGACGCCGGUGCUUCGGGACAACAGUUUUUAUUUUGACAUUGAACACCUGAGUCGUGUUUCCGUGACUGAUUCUGGUCUUUCUUUUACAUCUUUUUUACUGUUUUGACGACACUUUCCCCGGAUAGUGAAAGGGGCGAAAGUAUCCAUACCACAAAAGGCGCGGGAAAUUCAGGACUGCUUUAAAAGUAUGUAUGCGUUGAGAUACGCUUUGGAUGCCGGCAAAAUGCCGGAUUGCUGGAACGCGCGUCACGAAAUCAGCGAGGGAAUCGCAGUGUGCGGCCUGUCUCCCGUCGAGGCAUUAGGACAAGUCCGCGCGCCAACCGGACAAAACCCUCGGCAAUCGUCGGCACCGAUCCCGAUCAAGAUCACCGCGUCCUCGGCGUCAGACCAGGGCGUCGUCAGCGCAGACCAGUCCUUGCGGACGCUAGCGAGACCAGACAUGCCCGUUCCGACGAAAUCGUCGCCGAUAUCGACAUUAGCGGACCUUCCGCGAAGACUACUACUUUCCAAACCGUCGGCGCCGAUUCCGAUCAAAUCGUCGACGUCUCCCGAGUCGGCGUCUAUCGGAAGUCCUCGACGGACGACGUCUCCAGUGACUGUCCCUAGCGGAAGUCCUCGCGCUCGACGGUCGCCGUCUCCUCUGUCGGUCCCCAUCGGAACGAGUCCUCGGCGAACGGCGAGGGAGCCGCUAUGGUCCGAGACAGAGAUGCUGCGGUUCUGGGCCGUGAUAGAACCUUACAUAAAACAGCUCAUAUCGGGAGAGGCGCCAAUGCCUGCACACGACAUGGACCUGUGGGAUUGUGAGCGGGACAGUGUAGAGAACAUAGAAGGAUGCCUGCUGGCCGUACAGGACCUGAUCUGUAGCGGGAACUACAGCAAGGCGUUGGCAGGAAUCAGGGCCAUCAGAACGUACUUUGAAAUACCCGAGAACUCGUCACGAAAGGCGCUGACGUUACUGAGGGAAGAAGACGAGUUGGAGGUUUUCAAACAACUCUUCAUGAAACAGGACCCAGUCAGGAAGCGGCUUUUGGACGACAGCCAACGUGCUCACUCCUUCUAAAAACAACGUCGGAGCCCAUGUCAGUGACUUGGUGGGUCAAUGACCGAUGUCAAUGCCCUCGGGCUCCUUGGUUACACCCUAAAGUGCUCGGACGAUGACCGGAAGUCGACCGGAACACGUCGGCUAUCUUCGGAAAUGUUCGGACUAAUUUGCCGAAAUGGGCAGGGCUGUAAAUGGGGACUUACUACUGUAAUUUGUAUGUUAUAAUUCAUACAUUCGAAUUCGAUAUGCUCAGGGAAUCAGAAGUUGUGGAAUUUAUCGUAAGUAAAUCAAAGUUUUGUUUCAAGUGCACAUAACAGACAAGGGCAAAUAUCAAAUAUUUUGCUCUUUUCCAAGCAAUAAUGACAAAACCCGCCAGGUGAUGCUGAUGAUGAAUUACAUUGUACAAGUGUAUUUCUCAUAGUCCGUGGUACCAAAAGACAGUUGCCUCAUCCUCCAUGGUUGCAUCUAUUUAUUUCGCCAUCACUUAUAAUUUAUUCAAACCAUGUCAAAUGUUGAAAGGAUAAGUGUGAAGAAAUGUGUCAAUUGAAUGUUAGUUGUUGUCUUUCGCGUUUUUUGUUUAUCCGACAUUUUUGUAACUGUAAUUUACAUAAUGGUGUUGUAAAUUGAAUGUUGCUUUAUGUUGUCUUUCCCGUUUUGACC